This is a messenger RNA of Phodopus roborovskii (desert hamster), 1174 nucleotides long. RefSeq names its product phosphatase, orphan 2 (gene Phospho2). The record is from RefSeq and is a predicted model, not a curated record. Lineage: Eukaryota; Metazoa; Chordata; Mammalia; Rodentia; Cricetidae. The coding region runs from base 432 to 1157 and encodes 241 amino acids. Gene Ontology annotation, molecular function: phosphatase activity. The transcript has 4 exons.
GCGCUCGUGAACCGGCGUUUACGUCAGGACCAACCGGCGGAUGCUGGGACGGAUGCUGGCUGCCGGCGGCGACCCGGGCCUGGGUCAGUGAGGAUCCCUCUGUCCCGCCAGGCUGGUGUCCCCUUCCCCACCCGGUCCGCUAGUGUGGAGCCGGCCGGUGUUCGAGUCGAGGCCUGGGCUCGGUGCGAGCCCCCACACUGCUCCUCGCCUGCUGAGGUUUUCUAUCAGACGUUACCCUGUAAUAAUGCUGGAGUUAAGAAGUCUCCAUUCCUUUGCUGCAAAUCAGAGACAUCUCUCUUCGUACAGAAAUGGAGUAAUGUUUAAAGACAACUGGCAAAUUAAAGGUUUUAAUGACCUAAGUUCUAUGCUGAAAUAAGAUUAAUUGGACUACAGGUGCCACUUUGGGGUAACCCAAAUCUAUUUCUGGAACCAUGAAAGUUUUGUUGGUAUUUGACUUCGACAAUACAAUCAUAGAUGACAAUAGUGACACCUGGAUUGUACAGUGUGCUCCAAACAAAAAGCUUCCUAUGGAACUACAAGAUUCUUAUCAAAAGGGGUUUUGGACAGAAUUUAUGGGCAGAGUCUUUAAGUAUUUGGGAGACGAAGGGGUAAAAGAAGAUGAGAUGAGAAGAUCAGUGAUAUCAAUGCCUUUCACUUCAGGGAUGGUAGAGCUUUUCAACUUUCUAAGAAUGAAUAAGGAUAAAUUUGAUUGCAUCAUUAUUUCAGAUUCAAAUUCAGUCUUCAUAGAUUGGGUUUUAGAAGCUGCUGGUUUUCAUGAUGUCUUUGAUAACGUAUUUACAAAUCCAGCAUCUUUUGAUAACAAUGGUCUUCUCACAGUGAAAAAUUGCCAUGCUCAUUCUUGCAAUAGAUGCCCAAAGAAUCUUUGCAAAAAUGCAGUUUUGCUAGAAUUUGUAAAUAAACAGUUACAAAAGGGAGUGAAGUAUGCACGGAUUGUUUAUAUAGGUGAUGGUGGAAAUGAUCUCUGUCCAGUAACCUUUUUAAGGAAAAAUGAUGUUGCCAUGCCUCGAAAAGGGUAUACUUUACAAAGAACUCUUGCCAGAAUGUCUCAAAAUCUUGAGCCUAUGGAAUCUGCUGUUGUAGUUUGGUCUUCAGGUGUUGAAAUAAUUUCUCAUUUACAAUUUCUAAUAAAGGAGUAAUGUAUCAACAAUUGAAA